CGGCAAGUGAAAAGCAAAAGUUUUUCCAUUUCCUUCAAUUGCCUCUUUGUAACAAAAUCCACCAAAGGAAACGAACGAUGAGCGCCGCUGCCGAAACCCGCAAUUGGCUGGAACUGCCGCAGGACGUGACGGCGUCGAUUCUCUCUCGGCUAGGUGCAAUUGAGAUCCUCAACAGUGCCCAAAACGUGUGCUCUCUGUGGCGAAAAAUCUCCAAAGACCCAUCAAUGUGGAAAUCCAUUGACAUGAGGAACUUGGGUGAUUUAUUUGACAUGGAAUAUGACCUCGAGAAGAUGUGCGUCCACGCCGUCAAUCGCAGUUGCGGCCACUUGCUUGAUAUCAAUAUCGAAUAUUUUGGUACCGAUGAACUUCUGUUUUAUAUCUCCGAGCGGUCUACUCAUCUCAAGCGUCUUAGACUGUUUUCGUGCUAUUCCAUUUCAGACGAAGGGUUAAGCGAAGCAGCUUCAAAACUUCCGUUUCUGGAAGAGCUUGAAAUUUUCAUAUGUCCUGUUUCGAAAGACGCCCUGGAAACUAUAGGUCGCAAUUGCCCUCUCUUGAAAUCGUUCAAAUACAAUCUUCAGCAACACAAAAGCUUCCACUAUGCAUCUGAUGAUGAGGCACUAGCUAUUGCACAAACAAUGCCUGAAUUACGCCGUCUCCAAGUUUUGGGGAAUGACUUGACAAAUGAAGGUUUGCAGGCCAUUCUCGACGGUUGUCCUCACCUUGAAUAUCUCGAUUUGCGUCAAUGCUUCAAUGUUCAUCUAGGGGGGAACUUGGAGAAAACAUGUGUCAAACGCGUAAAGAACUUACUUCGUCCUUAUGAUUCGACUCAUGAUUAUGAGUUCUAUGCGGGAGUUCACGAUACUGAGUCAUCGGAUGAAGAUUAUCAUCUGUAUGGAAUUUCAGAUGACGACAUGUUGGCCAAUGGUUAUGAUGAUUAUCUUGCGUUUCCAGGUGCCAGUGACUUCUCUGAUUAUGAUGAUUAUAUGUCUGGAAAUCUAGAUAUCGCCUUAUUGACCGCAGGUCUCAGCGACUUUUCUGAUGCUGAUGAGUAAGUUCUUGACUGAUGCUAGGAAAUCAGGUUAUGAAAGCAGGCUGCUUUAAUCCCUAGUAAAUUUUGGACAUUUUCUCUGUUUUUUUGUUUAACUAUUACAUUUGCAAGCCUACCAAUGUUGGAGCAUUCUCUGCUUGAAACUUGAACUCGCCUCUAAAAUGAUUUGGUC
Molecule: messenger RNA, 1220 nt
Organism: Hibiscus syriacus
Lineage: Eukaryota; Viridiplantae; Streptophyta; Magnoliopsida; Malvales; Malvaceae
Product: F-box protein SKIP19-like
Exons: 2
Coding region: 78-1052 (324 amino acids)
Molecular function (GO): protein binding
Source: RefSeq, a predicted model, not a curated record